Calidris pugnax (ruff) is the source of this 1044-nucleotide messenger RNA. RefSeq names its product high mobility group protein HMGI-C-like. Gene Ontology annotation, molecular function: transcription coregulator activity; DNA binding. NCBI's taxonomy places the organism in Eukaryota, Metazoa, Chordata, Aves, Charadriiformes, Scolopacidae. Gene Ontology annotation, cellular component: nucleus; chromatin. Bases 322 to 720 code for a protein of 132 amino acids. The record is from RefSeq and is a predicted model, not a curated record. Gene Ontology annotation, biological process: regulation of DNA-templated transcription. The transcript is spliced from 7 exons.
CGGGAGCGCAAUAAAUAGCGUUCGGCUCGUUGUAAGGCUCCUGAAAUGAAUGUGUGCAGGGACUCGGGUUAGCCCUUCUCUCCGGUGCAGGAGGGGUGUCUGCUGCUGGAUACCUCCACCUUUCUCUCCUGCCUUCACUGCUGGGGCUGCUGGGCUCCAGUGGGUCGAGUGGCGCUGCCCAACUUCUCACCAGCCUUGCAGGUAGAGGAGAAUCCGUAACAAGAUUGGGGAGAAAAAGAAGAUACAAGGUUGUUGUUUUUUUCCAGUCCAUGGAAAAGUAACCUGUUGGAUUAUCAUCUGGAAACUGUGGAAAGUACCAACAUGAGCAACGAGGGGCCAGUGAACCCCGGCACAUCUACAGUGCCUGAGGGCCUGAAGAGAAAGAGGGGAAGACCAAAGAAGCAGCCCCAGGAGGAGGCUGUGGGACCGUUGCCAGCAAAGAAACCACGAGGAAGACCAAAAGGAAGCAAGAAGGUGACUGCUGUAUCUGGACAAAUGGUAGAGUCUUCUGGGAAAAGGCCAAGAGGGAGGCCCCGCAAGUGGCCCAAACCAGUGGCCCAAGAAGGAGCGUCUCAGGAAGGAAAUCCUCAGGGAAGCAGUGACUGGAAUUUGAACUCAGCGCCAGCCACCCAAGGCAUCACUGGAAAAGACGGUUCCAGGCCCGGCAAAACUACUGGUGUUAGGAGAUCUCUGAGCAACAUCCCUGCCACAGCUCAGUAGUAUGCCACCUGUUCAUGUCCUGCUGAAGCCAAAGGACUGGAAAUCAAACUGGAUUUUUAAUGUCAUACUUCAGAUUCUUCCGUUGUGAUAGUUUUGGCCAAGCUUUCUCUCCGGUUGUCUGCUGGCUUACCCCAAACAUAGAACAGGGACUUAGGGGAAGAAAUGGCAAAUGCCUUGUUGGAGAGAUGCUUUUCACAGUUUGUAGUGUAUGUCUUUUGUGAAGUUAUUAAUCUUUCUUAAAAAUACUUGGAUAACACGGUGCCUUGCCCUGCCACGGACAGCAAUAGUUCAACAGAAAGGUAGCAUUGACUCAGUAAUGCAGAA